UGUGAGAAAAGUGCAAAGAACCAUUCCAGCCAUCCCAAUGAACCUCUUCAUAAAUCAGAAAACAAAAGGAUGACUUUAACAAAGGCAGCAUGUUUUGCUGUGGUUCUUAUGUUUUUAUGCUACCAACUACAGAAUCAGGACUACUGGCAGUCUGUAACGUCCUUCUUUGAGGAUCAGUUGAAUUCAAACAAAGAGCGCCAUAAUGAAAGAGCAAGAAGAGAAGCCUCUGUAAAAGCCACAGAGUUUACAUUUGAAAUGACUAUAGGCUACUCUGACAUGAACACACUCCAAGAGUUCCUAAAAAUUCUCAACCUAAGUUUAAUUAACAGUUCAAGUGAAAUAAUCAGCAGUGAAACAACAACAGAGUGUACAUCUGAUCUGACUCAGUACCAGUGCUCAUGUCGGGAAAACUAUGCCUGGUCCAAUAACACGUGUAUGACCUAUGGAGCCUGUAAUGGAUCCUACACAGGAGACACAUGUGGAUGCAUUAAAGGUCGCCCCAAAUAUAAUGAAUCCUGCCAGCUAAACCUCAGUACAACAGCACCACCAACACCACCAACAACAGCAAUGACAGCAGCAUCAACAACAACAAUGACAGCAGCACCAACAACAGCAAUGACAGCAGCACCAACAACAACAGCAUUGACACCAGGAUCAACAACAGCAAAGACAGCACCACCAACACCUCAAACUCAACAAUUGACAUUUACAAUGGACUUAGAGUUUAAAGACUCCUUCAAUGACAAAAAUAGUCAGGAAUACAUAGAUGUUUCUGGAGCUAUUCGGCAAAAGUGUAAAGAACAGACUCCAACUUGUUCACUUACUGACCUUAAAUUCAGCUCUGGAAGCACCAUUGCAGACUACACCAUCAGUGCUCCACAAAUUACAACUACACUGGUGUCAGCUGUUAAAGCUGGGGUGUUUAGUGAUCUGACUGCAAAAUACCCUGUGAUUUUUGACAGUGAUGAAUUAAUAACUAUUGAAGUAUUUGUUCUAAAGUCAGUGACUGUGUACUGUACUGUACCAACUCAGUUAAAUUUUGGUCCUAAAUUGGACCAAGAGUGGAAACUAAAUGGCAGCAUUAUAUCCAGUUUAACAUACAGUACUACCAGUACUCCAGAACUGUUGACUGUACCUGGAUUCUCUCAACCUGGCAAUGUAAGUGUUGAAUGUAGGCCUCACUGGGGAAACAAAAUUUUCCGUAAGAGAGGAGUCAUUGUGGUAAAAGAGACUCCACGGAUUAAAGUGAGCCCAGUCCAAAGAUUAUUAAAAUGUGGAGACAGUCUGACACUCGAGUGUUCUGUUCAAGAUCCUUACAAAGUUGAAUUUGUGGGAUUAAACUCUCCUCCUGUUCCUGCUAAAGAGAUUACAUACCCAUAUCAAGUUCCUGUCAGCUGUGAAAACACCCCAAAACAAGUUAUCUGCGAGAGUGUUUCAGAGUCGGGUUUUUCAGCAGCAAUCAAUCUGGAAAUUACAACAAAGCAAUUUGAUUGUGUACGUGACUCCAAAUUUGGUGAUGGAUACUUUGGGUUUAUUGCAAAAGCAGCCUGUGAUCCAGGCAAAGUGGGAGAAAUAACAGCAGAGUGCAUGGCAGAUGGAAAAUUUGGAAAUGUCCAAGAAAAUUGUGUCCUCAAAGCAGUUCAAGAUCUGCUUGAUCAGUCUGGGGGAUUAAACAAUGAUAACUUGCCAAUAUUCUUGGACAAACUAAAAGGAGUAGCUGUCAACUCCUCAAAGGAAAUAACUGAUUCAGCUGCCACCAUUGGUGCCAUUGUUAAAAUAUUGGGAAAUGUAGCUUCUAAACAACUAUCUUUCAACAAACCUUUAAUGGAGAAUGUCCUGUUAACCACAGACGUUCUCACCAGCGAUGAAGCAAAGAAAUCGUGGCAAAUUCUGAACAAGAAUGACUCCAAAAACCUUAACACCAGCAACCAAAUUAUUUCCAGAAGUAGUUCAUUGUUGCUAGAAUCUCUCGAAAAUAUAAGCAAAGUAGUUCAAGGAGACCGUUUCAGCAUUGUCACGCCUUUGAUUCUUUUCAACAAAACCUCUUUCAGUAAUAAUUUCAAUGGUGACUUUAAUUCCUCUGUGGUGGUGGACAUACAAGUAACUGGAGCAACUAAUUUAACUGUGAUAACAUUUUCUUCUUUGGAUAAUGUCCUCCUUCCACGAUACUUGAAUAUUAAUGAUUCAAGUAAUACCAUCAAUGGCAAGAUUGCACUCAUUCAGAGCAGUAGUAGAGUCAGCAAUAUUUCUCUGACAUUUGACGUAUUCAACGAUACACUAAAGAAUCCAAUAUGUGUUUUUUGGAACUUCAGUCUUUUUAAUGGACUUGGAGGAUGGGAUGAUGAGGGAUGCUUCUUUGUAAGUGAUGAAAAUGGUACUGUCAGCUGCAGCUGCAACCAUCUCACCUCAUUUUCUGUCCUCAUGUCACCUUUUGUUCCAAAAGAUCCUGCUCUAGACUAUAUAACUUAUGCUGGAGUCACCAUUUCCAUGGUUUCCUUGAUUAUUUGUCUAAUCAUUGAAGCUAUUGUUUGGAAGGAAAUAAGAAAGAACGGCACUUCUCUCCUGCGGCAUGUUUGCAUUGUAAACAUUGCCUUGUCUCUCUUGAUUGCAAACAUUUGGUUUAUCAUCAUGGCAGCAACUGUAGAAAGUGGUGGUGAUAAUGGCCCAAUCUGCACUGCAGUUACCUUCUUCAACCACUUUUUCUACCUUGCAAUGUUCUUCUGGAUGUUGGACUCAGCUUUGUUGUUGCUCUUCCGCACAAUAAAUGUGUUUGGUAGUGGUUUAUCAGACAUGGCUUUGUUGGGUAUUGGAUUCGCUCUGGGAUACGGCGCACCUCUCAUCAUUGCAUCAAUAACAAUUGCUUCCACUGCUGGACCAAAAAAAUACAUCCAGGGCUGCUGGUUGAACUGGGAUGAUUCCAAAGCUCUGCUGGCAUUUGUAAUUCCUGUACUGGUCAUUAUCCUAACUAACUUUAUCAUCCUAAUUGUGGUGCUGCACAAAAUUUUUAGAAGCAGAGCACAAUCUGCACAAUCUGGGGAUAAAAACAUUCUAUUCAUUAUUGCAAGGAGUGUUGCUGUGCUCACGCCAAUGUUUGGACUAACUUGGGGUUUGGGAAUUGGACUUUUGGUGGACCCAAAAAAUAAAGGAAUUCACUACUCGUUUGCAUUCUUCAAUUCAUUGCAGGGUUUUUUCAUUUUGGUGUUUGGAACUCUAUUGGACAAAAAGGUUCGGUCAGAUUUAGUUAAGACAUCAAGAAGCAUCUUUAGUGGAACAACAAGUACCAGUAAUGGAACAUCCAUCAGUGGAAGGUUCAGGAACUGGAGAGCUAGAAGAGGUGCUAUAACUGGCUACCAUAUUUCUUCCGGUGGCUCCAAUAAUCCUCAGUCAUUUAGCAACACUUGAGUAAAAGUGAACAGAUUUGUUUAAUGUGAAGAUAUUCAACAGCAAAACCAAGCUCCAAGGAAAACUGCUCAUGUGACAUUAUUUGUACAGUGCUACUUUGCAUAGUGAAUGGAAUUUGGUCCGGAGGCCCACAAGAUAACAACUUGCUGGAUGUUCAGUUUUUUAGUUUGAUUUUGAUUAUUUUAAAUUUGUCUUGAUUGAUUGAUUUUUUUAUUUGUGAGGCUCAUUGGCACGCAGAGCGGCGUCCCUUAUGAGGAUUGUUUGUUUUGUACAGCGUUUGUUAUGUGAGGUACCACUCUGCAUUAUUGUAUUUGUGUAUUUUCUUCAACCACUCCAGACAAACAAUGUUGUUGUUUUUUCUUAUGGGGACAUAAGAGGUAACAUCAUUGUCAUCUUUUUGUUUUGGCAACAAGAAAUACAUAUUUAGAAAUGUGUACAUUUAUUUUUACUUAGACUUUUUUUUUUCUUUCCAUAUAUUCAUCAUCUCUUCUUGGAAAUAACUACUUUUACUGUGAAAAGUUUAAAAUAAGAAUGAGUUUGCAUUGACAUUGUAAAAAUUUCUAUUUUUUUUUCCUGUUUCUUUUACAUCAGUAUUACUUCAGCAGCACUUAUUUCCACUUCUUAUUUUUAAGUACAAUUCUUUCUACUUUUUUUGUUUUUCUGUGCAAUAACUACAAGUUUUUUCUGUAUCCUAACUGCAUUAUAUUUGAUUCAGUGAUUGAGUAGUACAUUGAUGUUUUUUUUACAAAGACAAUAAACCUCUUCUCCAACAAGA
Molecule: messenger RNA, 4177 nt
Organism: Oryzias latipes (Japanese medaka)
Lineage: Eukaryota; Metazoa; Chordata; Actinopteri; Beloniformes; Adrianichthyidae
Product: adhesion G-protein coupled receptor F1-like
Biological process (GO): adenylate cyclase-activating G protein-coupled receptor signaling pathway; cell surface receptor signaling pathway
Cellular component (GO): membrane
Molecular function (GO): G protein-coupled receptor activity
Source: RefSeq, a predicted model, not a curated record